AUGCACUCCAUUUUGAUAUUGCUUGCUGAGCAGAUCGUGCACAUGAACGCACUUCCGGGUCAUGUUCGACGCAUAUCGUUCGGAGGAAAUGAAGAAGAAUUAGACGAGAUGAUGCAGAGCGAUGGAAAGAAGGAGAAGUGUGAAAUUGGAAAUAGUGGCAAUUCAUGUGCUGAAUCUAACCCUUUGCGCUCGUUUUCGCGCCUUUAUACUUAUCAUGUAAUAAACACUGCGAGUAGUGGUAAAGAGCUCGACAAUAAUCAAGUUCAGAACCCAAAAAAUUCUUGUUGGGUAUCGAAAACGAAGAAAGUUAAUCCAACACGCAUAGAACCUGCCGUUCAAAGCGAGUCGAUGCAUUCCGGACAUGCUUCUCUCAGCCUUUGCAAACAAUUCAAGACAUUUUUUCGGAGUAAUUUUGGUCAUGAGUCUUUUGAUCUGUCGGAAAAUAGCACAGAGAAGAUCGGUGUUGAACUGAAACGGUUCAAGAAUCAUAAGUACAGAUAUGUGCAAAAUACGUUGAUUAGAUCAAGUUUUAAAGAUACGUAUAGUACCAAAAAAUAUGUAAAAUGGAAGGAGAACGCAGAUAAAUCUCCAUUUAUAGAAAUUUUCACCUAUUCUAAAGAGUCGAAAACGUUCUCUGAAGACAUGUCUGGUAAAAUCCUUGAUGAAGAACACAAAACAUCCUCUGAGAACACAUCUGGUGAAACUUUUGGUGACAAAUGCGAAAAACCUGCAAUGCCCAAACCAAAGAGAACCAAGUUUUAUAAGCGGAUGAUCGAUUUUGUUCUAAACCAAUUCUCAGGCCACGAUGGUGUGUUGUCAGAUGAAAGUUCGGAAGACACAUGGGAUGAGAUAUGUUAA
Molecule: messenger RNA, 858 nt
Organism: Vavraia culicis subsp. floridensis
Lineage: Eukaryota; Fungi; Microsporidia; Pleistophoridae
Exons: 1
Coding region: 1-858 (285 amino acids)
Source: RefSeq, a predicted model, not a curated record